GUUCUGCUGCAAUGUACCAGGCAUUUACCAGUUCUGGGGAGAUGAACAUCUCGUCCUGCCCCAUCACCUAUUUUGGACAGAAAUAUGAGAAAGUCUAUGUUGAACAAGUUGAACUUGGCAACUUCGGGGCUCAAGCAAUUCUGGCGAUCAAGACAUAUUCAGGCUACACACACACUGAAGUGGAGGCAGAUUCACAAGUCAACAGCCAAACAGUUUCCAAGCUGAAAUUUCAGAUAUCUGAAACAAAUGCUGGUGUCAUCGCAGAUGUGAGCGGAUGUGUUGUUUAUAAGACAAAUACAACAACAUAUGACCAAGACACCUGCUCUGCUAUAAUCUGCGAUGUGUAUGGAGUUGCAAGAGUAGUCAGCGAUUGUGGUCCCAAGGAGCAUUGCCAGGGCGAUGGGAGUUGUGCCCCGAGCAAUGUGUGCACUGUGGCCGGCUCUACCAUCAUCGAUAUUAAUGGCAAAGUUCACACUGUCCCGGACAGGUGUGGGUACACUCUGCUGAGCCCCGGGUCAAUCCCAGGGCUCAAGGUGUAUGGGGUAUUCCAGGAAAGACGCCGCAGAGAUGUCAGUUUUUACAAUGUGGUACUACGUCUGGAUGGGGCAGGUGUUAAGGUUUCUCUGGAACAAGGUGGCAGAGUUAAGCUGAAUGGUGAUGUGUUGAAGCUCAAUGCCACAGCUCAGGUGUUCAGCGGUGUCAAGCUCUCAAAGGACAAAACAGGAGUGACUGCUAAAAUAUCAACCUCCAACGGUGCGGUUUCUGUCUUCUUUGAUGGCGACAAAGCACUCAUCCAACUGUCAGGAACUGUCCAAGGUUUGUGUGGAGGAUCCAGCAAGUCUUUCAGCGGAGAAAAGGUUGCUGAAUACAGUUCCGCCGGGUGUGAUGUACCACAUGAUGACACUGCUAACAGUACUAUAAACUGUGACACCCAAGCUAAAUGGUGCAAUCUCCUGAAGCAGGCUCCUUUCACUGCUUGUCACAACCUCAUCAGCCCAGAGCCCUUCGUAACUGCCUGCACAAACACUUUAUGCAAAUACCCUGCAGUGGACGAUAUCAAAUGCAAGCUACUGGAGACCUACACCAUAGUCUGCAGCAAACAAGGAAAUGUGAAGGUGGAGGACUGGAGGACAAAGACCAGCUGCUAUGCUCAGAACUCCUGCCAGGAUAAAUUCUGCAGUGAUCACGAGUUCUGUGGUCAGAAGUUCUAUGGCGGGGAACCUCGCUGCUUUUGUCGCGCCAUAUUUGCUUCCAAGUACAGAUCAAAAAGCAGUUACGGUGAGCCAACUGCCUGCGAGCACAGUUCAGCUGCGGUAACGCUGGCUAAUUGUCUCUUGGAAGAGGAGGGCAUCGAUUACUCUGCCUUACACCUCAAUGACCAGACCUGCAAAGGGGAAAUGAAGGACGACACCCACAUGGUGACGUUCAAGUUUGACAGCAGCAGAACUUGUGGUACAGUGGUCAAGGCAAAUGACAGCAAAAUUAUCUACAAGAACACCAUCACGACACAGAACAACUCCAUAGUUGGCCAUAUCUACCGUCACGACCGAGUGCAUAUCGACUUCUCCUGUUUUUACAAUCAGCCAGAUAUCAAGAGCUUAGCCAUCAAAGUCAAACAGAGCUCUGUGGACCAGCAGAUUACUUCUGGAGCAUGGAUUUACAAUCUGACAAUGAAGGCCUAUACAGAUCCUCUACUUUUGGGAACCAUCGAAUCAAGUACCAAUAUCCGAAUGAAUGAGAGAAUCUGGGUGGCGCUUAAGACAGAAGGGCUGGAUGAAAACGCAGUCCAAUUUGUCACUGAAUCCUGCUGGGCUACAAAUGAGCCGUCGCCAAGUGGAAAUCUGAGAUAUGACCUAAUCAUCAAAGGCUGCCCUAAUCCUGCUGAUGACACGGUGACAAUAGAGAACAAUGGAAGGGGGCCGUAUAACGUGUUCUCUUUCAAAACGUUCCAGUUCACUGACCUGACUGGUGACGUCUACUUGCACUGCAAAGUACAGCUUUGUGUCAUGCAGGGAGGCAACUGUGUACCGAAAUGCGGACAGGCCGGGAGAUGGCGCAGAUCUAUCAUGUCAAGUUAUGAGGAUGAGAACCCUGCCUUAAUCACCAUGGCCUGGUCUUAUUAG
Labrus bergylta (ballan wrasse) is the source of this 2123-nucleotide messenger RNA. The record is from RefSeq and is a predicted model, not a curated record. Lineage: Eukaryota; Metazoa; Chordata; Actinopteri; Labriformes; Labridae.